This is a messenger RNA of Dreissena polymorpha, 6036 nucleotides long. RefSeq names its product ovostatin-like. The transcript has 38 exons. The coding region runs from base 54 to 5465 and encodes 1803 amino acids. The record is from RefSeq and is a predicted model, not a curated record. Gene Ontology annotation, molecular function: endopeptidase inhibitor activity. Lineage: Eukaryota; Metazoa; Mollusca; Bivalvia; Myida; Dreissenidae. Gene Ontology annotation, cellular component: extracellular region.
UCGUGCUAUUCGGUGUCACGAUAGUCUCGCGCGUUGCAAACAACUUGAGAACGAUGAUUGAGUGGCAAGCACAUAUCAUUGCGUGCGGCGAGAUGGGGAAACGAGGAUGUAUGCUCGCUUUGCUAUGGAUGUUCGGCGUCCUAAGCAUUGUUCAGUGCCAACCUAAGUAUGUGUUUACAAUGCCAAGAGCUAUGGAGGCGGGCGGGCAGACGACAUUCUGUUUGCAGAUGGAAAACAUGGCCAGUCAGGCCUCUCCUAGUAUAGAGCGACGGGUUGAGGUGGAUAUAGCAUUCGUUGCUAACAGUGGUAGCAUGGUCAACCACACCCUGACAUCUACUCUGGACGAAUCGAACGGUGUUCUAGAUCGUUUGUCCUUUUGUGAAUCAAUAGAUGCCCCAUCUGAAGCAGGCACAUAUGAUGCCAUUGCUUCUGUCACCUUGAUCAGUGAAGAUGACAAUGUCUCGGUCAUUUUCCCCCUUACGUCAACCAAAGAUGCCAAGACCACAGUCAGUGUGAACAAGAUUGAUCUGAUUACACUGAUACAGACGGAUAAGCCAAUCUAUAAACCAGGCCAGACAGUGAAGUUUAGGGUCCUUACAAUAGACUAUAAAUUGAAGGCAGCAGUAUUUGCUUUCAGCGAGAUCACAAUACAAACCCCUGAUAACGUGCGAGUGCGACAGUGGAGGAACAUAACAACUGAAAGUGGUCUAGUAAGUCUUGAAAUGCCUCUAAGUUCUGAUCCGUUGCUGGGCAAAUGGACAAUUACCGUGGAGAUUGGGGUGCGCACAGAGACACAGACAUUUAUAGUUGACGAAUAUGUCCUGCCAAAAUUCGAAGUAACGAUUACCCCGCCGUCUUACAUGCUGCCAACAAGCCAAACCAUUGCAGGAACUGUGUGCGCAAAGUAUACCUAUGGUAAGCCUGUGAAUGGAGACCUGAAGAUGAAGCUGUGUUACAAGGCCUGGGGCUAUGGAUGGGACUACGGCUGGUACUCCUCAAGUCACCGUAAGGCACGGCCCUGCGCCACGGUCAUUACCAAGAUUGAUGGUUGCUACGACUUCCACGUUAAAGCUGAUGAAAUAGAGCUCGGUUUCCGUAAGCAUGGCAGUUAUGGUACAUUGGAAAUAGAAGCAAAUGUGACAGAGGAUGGGACAGGUGUUGAACUUUCCGGAAAGAAGGAAGGACCCGGUCUUAGCAUGAACCCUCUAUUGCUUACUUUAGAAGAUGAUUCAGAUGGCUAUUUCAAGCCAGGCUUUCCCUACAAAGGCAGGGUGAUUGUAAAAAAUCCAGAUGGAAGCCCUGCCCCAGGGGAGGUAAUUGAGGUGAAAAUGACGUCCAACGAUUGGAAGAAUGAGUACUAUUGGGGAAAAAACUUCACGACUGAUACUUCUGGUGUCGUUCAUUUUACUAUCACGGAGCUUGAAGAAGAUAUUGGAGAUUACUACAUUAAUGCUGAGGCAAUAGUAUAUGACAACGAUUGGCGAUACACUGACGGUGAAAUUUACUUCCGGACAUACACUCCGAGUUCCAGCAAAUCGCUCACGAGAUGGUACUCGCCUUCAAACAGCUUCAUCUACAUGCCGGCGGUUAAAGAAGAGGGUAAAUGUGGACAGGACCUAGUACUGGACGUCUUUUAUACUGCUCAGGUGGAUUCGAACUACAUUUUCUCUGCGAGGGUGAUGGCAGGAGACAAUUUAGUACACACUCAAGAGGUUAGCAUAACAUUUGAAGGAUCUGAGGCUUCGCUUGGUCUCAUGGGGGUACGUCCUGAAGAAGUAUUGGACAAAAAGAAAAAGGAGAAGCCCGAAGAGCUAUUACCAUUACCGCCAUUACCACCUCUACCAGUUGAACAAAUUGUGGAAACAGUGGAUGACAUAGAGGCAGACAGUAAGGUAGAUGAGGUGCCGGUAGAGGAAGAUAAGAUAGUUGCAGAAAAGUAUGUCCCUCUUGGCAAUGGUGAGGAAAUCCAAGUUUUAGAAGAGGCGAUUGUGCCAGAAAGUGCUCAGCUACCUGAAAGUGAAGAGCAAACUGACAGUGACAAGACUAACACUGUUCACGCUAUUGGACACUUCACGAUAAGGAUUCCAGUGUUGCCCGUUAUGGCUCCCAAUUCUCAACUGCUUCUCUACUACAUGAGGUCCGAUUUUGAAGUCGUGGCAUCAACCAUUGAAUUUCAAGUGAAGCCGUGUUUUAACAAUAAAGUCAGCAUGUCAUUAGACCGAAAAGAGGCCCGACCAGGCACAGAGUUAAAUCUAAACGUAGAAGGUGCACCGGGGUCAACGUGCUUUAUAGGGAUGCUCGACAAAAGUGUCACGCUACUUGGAGAAAAUAACCAGAUCACACCAGAGAAGCUGAUGAGUCAAGUUUCCAAUGCUGCCCGGCCCUGGAGUAUGCGUGGCUACUGGAAGGAGGACAAGGAGUACUGCAAGAAAUUCUUCAAUGAGGCUGAGGACUCAACGGAUGAUGAUAUGUAUUUUGUAUAUGACGUAACGGGCAAGGGUGCUGUAAAUUCAUUCCGGGAUGCUAAAAUGUGGGUAUUGACCAAUGGGGUUGUCGACUCCAGACCAUGCGUUAAAAGCCGACACCGUUUGUAUUAUGGAAUGCCAAUGUCGCUGGCAGCUGUAGGUUUACCUGGUCUUGAAGGACGGCAGACUGCAGAUUAUUUAGAUACAGCUUCUAAACGCACCAUCGAGAAUACUGGAACAGUACCAGCACCAGCAGUGCAAAUCCGAUCGUUCUUUCCAGAGACAUGGCUUUGGGAUAUUGUUGAACUAGGCAAGAUUGGUCAGUUAUCAAAGACAACCACGCUACCAGACACGAUCACAGAAUGGAUUGGCAACUCGCUCUGCACUCACCCGGAUUCUGGGGUGGGCGUGUCUGAGUUGACGGGCAUCACUGGCUUCCAGCCGUUUUUCGUUUCUCUCACGCUGCCUUACUCGGCUGUUCGUGGGGAAAUCUUGCCUGUUGUUGCAACCGUGUUCAAUUAUCUACAGGACUGCAUAUCAAUGGAGGUGACAAUGAAACAGAUGGAAGGGUUUGCGUUGCAUGAAGGAACUGGCGCCAAACACGAGUUCUGUCUGUGUGGAGGACAGAGCGAAACUGUUAAGUUCUACAUCAUACCAAAAGUGCUGGGAGAGAUAGACCUAGAAGUGAUAGCUCUUUCCACGGUUAAUACUGUCGUGUGUAACAACUUUGUUCUCACUGACGCCUACAACGGCGUGUCUGAUGGUGUACAGAGGCAGCUGCUCAUUGAGCCUGAGGGACAGCCUCAUGUUGCAACACGAUCAGCCUAUGUGUGCGUGAAAGGUGGUGAAUCGGACUCGGAGACAAUAGAGUUGGCCCUUCCAGCCGAUCUGGUUCCCGACUCUGAGAGGGCAACAGUUUCUGUAGUAGGUGAUAUCAUGGGUCCAACCCUGGGCAACUUGAAAAACCUUCUUCACAUGCCUUAUGGGUGUGGUGAGCAAAAUAUGGCUUCCUGGGCACCAAACAUCUAUGUGCUGCAGUACCUGACCAGCACUAGUCAAAGUUCACCUGAGGUAGAGGAGUUGGCCAAGAGCUACAUGAGGGUUGGCUACCAACGUCAAAUGAAGUACCGGCAUAAUGACAAAUCAUACAGCGCGUGGGGUGAAAAUGAAUACGGCAACGCUACAGGCAGCCUGUGGCUGACAGCGUUCUGCAUCAAGACCAUGGCUCAUUCGGUCAAGUUCAUUGAUAUUGACAAGGACGAUCUGCGUAUCAGUGGAGAUUGGAUUCUGUCACACCAGCAAGCUGAUGGCUGUUUUCCUCAAGUUGGCACAGUGUUCAGCUCAUACCUCAAGGGAGGUCUGGAAGGUGACAACAAGGCUGGUCUCACAGCUUUUGUGCUUAUUGCUCUCAUAGACAGCGGCUUUAAAGAUAUCAAUCAGACUGCUCUGGAUGCUGGAUUCUCCUGCCUGGACCAGGUACUCCUAGCAGAUGUUGAUACGUACACUCUCAGUCUGAUGGCGUACGCCUAUCAGUUGUACACGCCCGAUGAUGCACAGACACAGGUGAUCAUGGAAGAGCUUGACGUCCGCAAGAAAAUUGGUUCUGGCCAGGUGCACUGGGAGCGAGGUAACGCAGAGAAGAUACCUGAAAGUGAAAUGUGGUGGUACCGGGCACCAUCCGCGGAAAUUGAGAUGACCGCAUACGUGAUGAUGUCCAUGUUGACCAGUUCUGGGGGCGCAUAUGAAACUGCCCCAAUCGUUCAGUGGCUGACCAGGCAGAGGAAUUCGUUUGGUGGAUUUUCAUCCACUCAGGACACAGUUGUUGCCUUGCAAGCACUGUCCAUGUUUGGUGCGCGAACAUUCUCUGGAGACUCCAACGUCAACGUCGAAGUGAAACAAGAUGGUGGUGGUGAGCACAUGUUUAGCGUCACCCCUGACAACAGUCUGGUCUACCAGUCAGCUGAUCUUAAAGGUGGCAGAAAGGUGGACGUCUUAGUAUCUGGUUCAGGCUGUGCUUUAGUUCAGGUCACCAUGAAAUACAGUGUCUACAAGACUGAAGAUUCUGGUCCUGCAUUUGGUCUAGUUGUGGGAGUGUUUAAGUCCAAGACCAACCGAAAUAACUGUGCUCUUCGCACCCUGGAGGUCUGUGCAAGUUAUUUGAAGGACGGAGUAUCCAACAUGGUUAUAUCUGAGAUCAAAAUGCCAACUGGCUGGGUUCCCGUCAAGCAGUCGUUACGAGAGCUUUCAUCAUCUGGAGACAUACAGAAGUUUGAAGUUGAUGAAGACUUUGUUGAACUAUAUUUUGAUGAGUUAAGCAAACAAAAGAAAUGUGUAACAUUUGAGGUUGAACAAGUCAUUGAAAUGAACCCCAAAGCGGCCAGAGUGCAGGUGUACGACUAUUAUGAAACCAGCUACAGUGUGACCGUGAGCUACGAGAUCAAGACGACCUGUGGAACCAAAGAGGAAAUCCCCGUGGACAAUGCAGGCAUGGACUGUUCCAUUGUGCAAUGCAGGGAGGAUUCUGUCGAUUCUGAGGAUUCUGUCAAGAUGAGCUGCCCAUCCUGUCAAGACAGGGAUAUCUCUAUUACUGAAGUGACUGAGCUAGUCUGUGAGCGGAAUAUUUCAUCAGUGCUCAAGGCAGUCGUAGGCAGAGAGGGAAUAUAUCCUAUUAAAAUCAUGGCAGACUUGAUGCCAAAGAAAAAGGUGACUCUGGAUUCCUUUGUUAAGUACAAACUUGGAUCAGACUGUUCAUGUCCUAUUCUGCAAAUGAAAGAAAGCAAAGCACUGAUAUUCCGUGAAAAAGGCUUCAAUAAAGAGAAUAUCGAUUUCUCGGCUCAAGAUACAGUACUUCCUUUCUCGGAGAAAUUGGAAAAGAACGUUCGAAACUUGGUAUCAAGGGAACACCUCUGUGCAAAGCUAGAUCGGUUCAGACGUUCCAAGUCUCCAGAAAGUGACCGAAUGAUGAAACAACUUCUUCGUAAAGUUGGCAUUCUGCCGUAAAGAGUUUCCAUAUUGCUUCGUAGACAAAUGCAACUAUGCUGGCGUUAUAGUAUGGCUUGACAAAUGUCGAAUUGGUUUCGUUUUAGGAAUAUUCAUUCUGUAGAUUUACUUCAAGACCCAAAACGGAAAUACUUCUUCGAAAUACUCCCUUCAUAUAUACCUCAUUGUCGUCAUUCACUUUUUCGCAAAGUGGCAUAUGCCAGCGAGUGGUGACACUGUUCGUAAUCACACAUUCAGCGCUGGUUUCAAAUGCAUUAAUCAUGGGCGAGGUUGGAAUUUAUUGUGAUAUCAGGACAGUUGAUAGACUUGUCUGGCGUAUUCAUGUAUGCGCAUAUAAUAUCAAAAUACUCUGAAUGCUUUCAGUUAAAGAUUUUGGUAUACUAGUCCUUUUUUGCAUUGUGUAUUUUAGUCUAAAUUUUAUAUUCUCUUUUCAUUACUAUUUCAUGGGUUCCUUGUCUUUGAAUAUCAUUAUUUUGCAUGACUUCAUUUUAAUCAACUGUCACAAUUGUAUGUUUAAUCAGUUAAUUAUGUAUUUUAUUCUUGUAUACAACAAUAAAGACCAAUAAGAGUA